CUGCCACCGAGGCGGUCGGCUGGGAAUGAGGCGGACGAACGGGCCCUCGAGUUGCAAACCGGGCCAGCGGAGUCAGGCGGGGUCGGGAUGACGUGAACGGCCUCUCUCCAGCUAUCUACCUCGCUGGUUCCGAGUCCGACUAAUUAGCUAGCUUCCGUCAUUCAUCAACACGCGUUUAUUGGGCAUCUCGAGAGCGCCAGGCCACGUGCCAGAGCCGGGAUGCUGUUGCAGACAGGGGCCGCGGCCCCGGACGAAUGUGGGGGAAGGGUCACAGGGGAUGCCGAGACGAACGCGUAUAUGGAAGAUCGGGGCCGUUUUCACAGACGUGGGCACUUGGACCCAGAAGAACACCCUCUCGGCCACUCCGGCUGCACCGUGGGGUCUUGGCCCUCGCACAGGCGCAGGCCGACUAACUAGGGGAACCCGUGGCGGGGUCAUGCCCUCUACGGGGGAGGGCUCUCAGCGGCAAGCAAAGAAGGAAGGGAAGACGUCACUUGAGAUGCUAGGCGCUCGGGGGUUGCCCACGCGUCGCCGGGACGCUCGGGGCGGGGCCACGUCGGGGGCGGGCCCGGUUCAGCCCAGCCCUCCUCAGCCGGAACGCGGGAACGCGGAGCGCCGGGAAGGUCGGACCUUUGCUUGGGGCACGGCUGGCCGGACAGCCAAGCGGCGUGCGCCCGGAAGCUGCCGGUCGGCUGCCAGAGGGGUCAUGGCUGUCGCGGCGCUGGGAGCUUCCGCCCGCGCUCUGCGCUCGCAGAGCUGGCUUCUGGGAACCUGGCAGACACAGAUUAGAGACACCCACCAGCGAGCUUCAUUAUUGUCCUUCUGGGACCUCAUUCCCAUGAGAGCAGAACCUCUGAGAAAGAAGAAAAGAGUAGAUCCUAAAAAAGACCAAGCAGCAAAGGACCGUUUGAAAAAGAGGAUCAGACGACUGGAGAAAGCUAGCCAGGAGCUAAUCCCCAUUGAGGAUUUUAUAACACCUGUGAAGCUCUUGGAUAAAGCAAGACAGCGGCCUCACAUGGACCUACCCUUUGAGGAGAGCGAGCGGAGAGCUCUACUUCUGAAAAAAUGGUCCUUGUACAAGCAUCAAGAGCAUGAGAUGGAAAGAGAUGCCAUUAGGUCCCUGCUUGAGGCUCAACAGGAAGCUCUGCGGGAGCUGCAACUCCUGUCCCCAGAGUUACAUGCGGAGGCCACCAAGCGGGACCCCAGUUUGUUCCCCUUUGAAAAAGAAGGGCCAGAUUACACACCACCAGUUUCUAACUACCAGCCCCCUGAAGGCAGGUACCAUGACAUCACCAAGGUAUAUACACAGGUGGAGUUUAAGAGGUAGAGCUGCAGGCAGCUGUCCACAGAACACACUCUGCCUUUAGAGCCAGAACAGGGCUCAAGCAUGUUGUGAAUAAAUGUGUUUAAUCAGUGU
This is a messenger RNA of Hyaena hyaena (striped hyena), 1417 nucleotides long. It is a transcript of the gene MRPL40, whose product is annotated as mitochondrial ribosomal protein L40. Gene Ontology annotation, cellular component: mitochondrial large ribosomal subunit; mitochondrial ribosome. NCBI's taxonomy places the organism in Eukaryota, Metazoa, Chordata, Mammalia, Carnivora, Hyaenidae. Bases 278 to 1327 code for a protein of 349 amino acids. The record is from RefSeq and is a predicted model, not a curated record. The transcript is spliced from 4 exons.